Messenger RNA from Ceutorhynchus assimilis (cabbage seed weevil), 1920 nucleotides. The record is from the annotation of a GenBank genome assembly. NCBI's taxonomy places the organism in Eukaryota, Metazoa, Arthropoda, Insecta, Coleoptera, Curculionidae.
AAAAUUAUUUUUAGAGAUUUAUACUACUGGGACUCGUACUGGGUAAUCAAAGGCCUCCUCCAAUGCGAAAUGUACGACACAGUCAAAGGAAUGCUGGAAAAUAUCUGCCACCUGAUCACCAAAUACGGUUUCAUGCCUAACGGGACGCGCGUCUACUUCCUCAACCGAUCUCAGCCGCCUCUAUUCACUCUAAUGAUCCAAAGUUACCUCAAAUCCACCAUUGAUACUAAUUUCAUCGGAAACAUCAUUCAAUGUGUAGAAACAGAAAUGAAUUUUUGGUCUGAUAACCGAACUAUUCCUGUUGAAAAAGAUGGAGUUACUCAUAUGUUGGCUCAUUAUCAAUCUUCCAGUAACACUCCCAGACCUGAGGCUUACGCAGAAGAUGUUAGAACUUGCAGUAGCUACGCUGACAAAGCAGCUCAGAGUUUAUGCUAUCAGUCAUUAAAAAGUGGUGCCGAAACUGGCUGGGACUUUUCCUCCAGGUGGUUUUUUGAUGAUAACGGUGGCGUCGAUACUAAUUUAACUCACAUUCAAGCUCAACGUGUGAUACCUGUGGACCUCAACGCAUUUUUAUGUAGAGCUUUUGCUGAUUUAGCUGAUUUCUAUGAAACUUUAGGCAAUAAGGAGAAAAGCGACUACUGGCAAGAGCGCUCGGAUAUAUGGAAAAAAUCAAUUCAAAUGGUUUUGUAUGACGAAGAAGAAGGCAUUUGGUUUGAUUAUGAUUCGCAGCUGCAAAAAGCUAGGAAGUACUUUUUUCCAAGCAACUAUGCACCUCUUUGGGCUGAGGUUUACGAUUUAAGCAAAAAGGAGGUGUAUGGUAGAAGGGCUGCAGCUUACUUCGUAAAACAAGGAGUUGACCAGUACCUGGGCGGAAUUCCUACUUCUCUGUUGCAGAGCGGAGAACAGUGGGAUUUGACCAACGCUUGGCCUCCUCUACAAGAAAUUGUGGUAUUAGGACUAUCGAAAACUGGCAAUAGUAAUGCUACGGAACUUGCAAGUACUUUAGCUGACAGGUGGAUUUCAGCUAACAUGUUAGGCUACGAAGAGAACUCGAUAAUGUUUGAAAAGUACGAUGCGGUAGUACCGGGAAGAUUCGGCGGCGGUGGCGAGUACACGGUACAAGCUGGUUUUGGCUGGACCAAUGGCGUUGCUUUUUCCUUUAUAGACGAAUUUUAUAUAGAUAGUUGAUAAUAAAAUAUUAGUUGUAUGUGUUUCUAGUCUUUUCUUGCAAUUUUCCCAAAAAUUAUGUACUUAUACCAAGGGCCCUUAAUAAUAAAAAAAACUCCUCAUCAUGUUUAAGUAAUAGUUUAUUAUUAUUUGAUAGAUCACAUUGCAACAGUCAACUUUGGUUUUUGUUUCCUUCAAUUGAGUCUAUACACUUCUAAGGCCCGGUUUUAUAAAUCCCAAAACCAAGCCUUAGAUAAAUUCAUUAUAUUUUGUUACAGUAUUAAAAAUGCUACACCCAUCACAUUAUUAUUAUUGUAUUGUAUUUACAUCCCUUAAAUUUGUGCUCUACCCUUUACACAAUUUAUUUACAUUUUACAUGGUAAAAAUAUUUUUUGGCUUAGUUUAGUUAAAAUGAAGUUAUACACAAUAUAAUAUGGAACUAUGCUGGGGCAUUUUUGUAUAAUAUCCAUUGUUUCUUGAGCAAAAAUACCGUCUAAAAAUUAAUAUUUGGACGCUAAAAUCUAAAAAAAAUAUUGUCAUGUUUCGACGAAAAAAUUAUCCAAUCACGAGGAUUCGUCGAUCUUGUUACUGUCGGGGUCUUCGGCUUUUUGCAGACAAUCCCUGAUACCUUUCAGGAUAAUUUCCACCCUGCGGUCAAGCGCCUUGAGAUGGGGUUCCCAUAGGAUCGGCGCUAUGGGGUCUUUCGAUAAACUAUUGCGCAAGGCUUCGCUCAGUUUUGUUGGACCAUUGUGA